AUGGAUCCCCGCCUGGUGCUCCUGCUGCUCUCGGCAUCGUCCGUCUUUGCCUUCUGUCCCAAGGUCUUCAAUAAUCAGGUAGAAUGAUGCGUGAAUAAAUUCCCUCACUUCAAUAUUUCAGAAAGCUUGCUCGUGUGAGAGCACGUUAGAAGGUCCCAAAAUAAAAUGCAGCGGGUCCGAAGGACUCAACUUGGUGCAAAAUAUCACUACCAUGCACUUGGAGAUCCGAGAGCUUGAAAUUGAAAACGCGAAUAUUGUUGAGGUUUUUUUAAAUUUUCAUUUUGACAAAUCGAUUUCCUUUCUUAAUCACCGUAUUUAAAAUUAAGUCUAAUCUAUUAAAGAGAAUAAGAAAAAGCUAUGAAAAUUAAAAAAAACUUCAAGGGCUUUUUUUCUGAAUUUUUUUGAAACUCAAAAAAAUGGUUCAUUACUGAAUCAGAUUCUUUUUUUCUCCCACUUCGAAGCAUAAGAUUCAAAUCAUUAAAUGCUUUCAAAAAAUCCUAUUCUCAAAAAAUCCUAAAUCCUUUCUUUCAACUUCGAAAUUUAGAUUGGUCCUCGCGCCUUCAAAAAUUUGCGAAUCAAGAAACUCGGACUUGACAACAACAGAAUAAGCAAACUUGACCCAAACGCUUUCAAAGGACUGGAAAAUGUGCUCCAAGAACUCUCCAUUUCAAAAAACAAUCUGUCCGCUGUGAGUUUUUUCUCUUCGAAUGACACCACUAGGUAAGUCAGUCAAGGUCGUUUGAUAAGAAUCUUGGCGAACAAGUCGACAACAUGAAACGAGAAGUUGGAAUGUUCGAAGUUUUAGAUCCCUACUGAAGCUCUCGCCGGACUUCGGUCUCUGAACGUUUUGAACUUGCGUUGCAACAAAAUCGGAAACAUCACUGAACAAGCUUUCAAGAAUAUGACCGCUUUAAUUGAUGUCAAUCUUGCUUGCAAUAAGGUUGGGAAUAGACGUCGAGUUCAGAAAAAAAAAACCGAAAAUUAAGAUUUGCAACAUGAGCAAGACAGUUUUCGACACUGUUCGCAUGACGCUUCAAAACUUGAUUUUGGAUAACAACUGCAUGACUGAAUUCCCCGCGGAAGCAAUCAGCAACAUGGGAAAUCUGGUCGCUCUGCACAUUAAGUACAAUCAGGUAGGACUUUUCAGAAAGGACUUAGGAUUUCAUUGAUAAAUGUUCAGAUCGGUGCUCUUGAACAAGGACAGCUCGCAAAUCUCACUUCUCUCACUAUGCUUUCUCUGACCGGAAACAAUAUCUCGACUGUCCAAGGCGGAGCUCUUCAGAAUUCCACCAACCUUCGCUAUCUUUACUUGAAUGAGAAUCAUAUUCGAAACUUUGACAAUGGCGUUAUGGCUCAGUUCAAACAAGCUGAGGUGAGCUUCAUCAAGGUGAACCAGGAGAAAAUUGAUUUUCAGGUUGUUGACCUGUCUUUCAACGACAUCGAAGGAGUCACCACGGAAACUUUUGCGGGACUAGAAAGCCUCCGUCAUUUGAACUUGGACAGUAACGCUGUCAAGGAUAUUGCCGCCGGCUCAUUCUCCGGAAUGCCGCUCCUUCUUCUUUGGCUUCCUAACAACUGCAUCAGCAAUGUCAACCAGCAAAUGUUCCAAGGAACUCCUUUCCUUCGACAAGUCUCUUUGGCUAACAACAACAUUAAAGAAGUUCAGGUAUCGAAUCUGCAUUCGCUUCCCAGAAUUCAAGAGUAACCAGUAAAUUAAGGCUCUUUCCUUCGCUCAUCUCGUCAAUCUUCACACUCUCGACCUGGCUAACAACAAAAUCAUGACUCUCCAGUCGAACUCUUUGACUGGCUCCGACCAUUUGCUUGUCAGACUUCAAGGUAAACCUCAUCGAAGCUUUAGUCCAAAAAAUGCAUCCCUUUUCAAGAAAACCCGAUGGUGUGCACUCAAGAUGGGUUCCACGUAAUGAAUGCAAAUGAAGCCAUUAAUUUGACCACGGAGGCUAACAAGAUUUGCAAGGGACCAUGGCAGACGGAAACCGCUGAUCUCUGCCCUAAGGUGGGUUCUGAGAAAAGCUUUCGAAUAAACAAAAAAAGUUGAAGGCUAACCCAAGACCUAUUCCUGCGCCUUGCUGCGCUUCUCCUCCUUCUACAACCACGUCCACUACUACCACCACGACCACAACUCCCACCACUACUACGGAGCCAACGACGACGACCGAGGAGGAGGAAGAAGUAGAAGAGGUUGAGGAAGUCGAGGAGGAAGAAGAAACGACGCCUGCGACUACUACCACAACAACUCAAGCUUCAAUGAAGAAAAAGGUGAUUAUUUUAGGCAAAAAAAAAGAGAAAAAAAAUUUUUCAGAUGAACAUGGACCGUUUCUUGAAGCUUUCGCAACGUCCAGGAGCUAAUUCACCUUUCCUUCGACAUAACGCCAAAGCAGCCAUGAAGCCUAAAUUCCUCAGAACAGUGAGCAGAAUUAUUGGGGAUUUUUUCCAUGGGAGACUUUGUAGACGACAACUGCUCCUGAGAAAGAAGCCAGCGAAGAAUCAGAUUAUGAAGAAACUGAAGAAGAUGGAGACGAGGAGCAACAAUACGAAGAAGAUGAAGAGGUGACGACGACGACGACUGUCGCCACGCGACACAUCCCGGCGAGAAUCCGCGAACGACAAAAGAUGCUCGCCAACAUGCCUCCAUGGAUGGCGACUAAUCAGAAGGAGAAGCAGGAGCCUCAAGAAGAAUUCAGCACGGUGAAUAUUCAAAAAAAUUGGAGUAUUAUCUCUUUCAAGUCGAAAAUUUUUCUACUAAGGAGUAUCAUGGUUUUUGUAGCUUGGGCCACCUUAAAAAUAUUCAAAAUGUCAAAAAAUUGUCUUUUUCAGGACGAGGAGACUGUUGAAGUUGCCGCAAACGACGAAGCUACUCGACGCAAGCAAUGA
Molecule: messenger RNA, 2892 nt
Organism: Caenorhabditis auriculariae
Lineage: Eukaryota; Metazoa; Nematoda; Chromadorea; Rhabditida; Rhabditidae
Source: the annotation of a GenBank genome assembly